Messenger RNA from Petromyzon marinus (sea lamprey), 2440 nucleotides. RefSeq names its product rho-related GTP-binding protein RhoN-like. Gene Ontology annotation, molecular function: GTPase activity; GTP binding. The record is from RefSeq and is a predicted model, not a curated record. Gene Ontology annotation, biological process: small GTPase-mediated signal transduction. Lineage: Eukaryota; Metazoa; Chordata; Hyperoartia; Petromyzontiformes; Petromyzontidae.
UGCACCCCCCCCACAUCCCCGCCCCUGCACACUCAACACUAAAACCCGUGCGGCGCAGCGAGCGUGGUUCAUGGAACGCGCCCGAGUGAGCGCGGCGCGACACGGGGUAUCCCAUGCGCUCGGGCAGCCCGAGUCACGAUGGACGGUCCGGCGAUGCGCUGCAAGGUCGUGGUGAUAGGAGACAGCCAAUGCGGCAAGACGGCCCUCUUGCACGUCUUCGCCAAGGACUGCUUUCCAGAGGGCUACAUCCCGACGGUGUUUGAGAACUACACGGCCAGCUUCGAAAUCGAGAAGCAGCGGAUCGAGCUCAACAUGUGGGACACGUCUGGGUCGCCGUACUACGACAACGUCCGGCCACUCGCCUACUCGGACUCUGACGUGGUCCUCAUCUGCUUCGACGUCGGUCGCCCCGAGACACUGGACAGCACCCUCAAGAAAUGGCAGGCGGAGUCGCAGGAGUUCUCCUCCAGCAAGGUGCUGCUCAUCGGCUGCAAGGCCGACCUGCGCGUCGACCUGGCCACGCUACUCGAGCUCUCCAAGCAGCGCCGCAUCCCCGUCACGCAGGAGCAGGGGGCGGUGGCGGCGCGCCAGCUCGGCGCGGCGGCCUACGUGGAGUGCUCGGCGAAGCUCUCGGAGAACAGCGUGCGCGACGUCUUCCACAUGGCCACGCUGGCCGCGCUCGGCCGCCUGCCGCGGCACCUACUCAAACGCGGCCGCUCCCGGCUCGAGGCGUCCACCGCCGCCGCCGCCGUCGCCGCGGCGUCCCAGACGCCGCGCGAGACUCCCAUGCCGCAGCAGCGCGUGGCGCGCAAGGAGCGCGCCAAGAGCUGCGUGCUCAUGUGAAGGAGCGCCGGAAGGCCCCCGCGGGAUCGGCGGAUCCGCGCGCCGGAGACUCGCGGGAUGCACCGCAAAAGAUGUCGUGAAAGAACCUUCCUUCCUCGCGUGGGUCGCUGUUUGAUGGAUUGAGGGUUCUCGGAACCCACCAGCCUGCCCUCCCCCCCGCCCGCACCGUGAGGUUCAAUCGCUUCACUGUAAGUGCCGUUGGUGGGGGGGGGGGGGCGUUAAGAGCCAGAUGUUGCCGAUGAAGGUUCACGGAUAACUAAACGCGUUGUGGUAAUGUGAACGAAAAUAUCUUUUAUUAUUGCCGAGGUAUCCGUGUCUCUGUCUGCGUGUGUGCGGACCCGCGAUCUGACGAGAGGGCGCGAGUUCCAUCGCACGGGCGCUCCUGGCGAAGGAGGUUGCCCCCUGCCCCCCGCUGACCCGCCCGCGCGACGUUUAGCGGGCGAAGUUUUUGCAGCGGCGGUCCUUGCGGGCAAACUCAAAGCUCGAGAUGUGAAGAUGGAGCUGCCGUUGCGCGGCAAUCUCGUGCCAACACAAAGAAGAGUUACGUGCAAUACAGACGCUUGGUGUGCCGUGGCUACAAUCACCGCUCCAUUUAAAAAAAAAAUCUUAGAUCGACCGGCCGUUCCAAAGGUAUAGUUUUCUGAGACGAUGAAUCCACCUCAAAUCUCUCCGUCGUGUUAAAUGUGCUGCAAAUUUUGAAUGUGUUUCUUUUUUAACAGCUUCUUGCUGCUGAUGCUGCUGCUGCUGAAACAUAACUUCUAGUUAGCAUUGUUGUUUGUGUGCGUGUGUGUGUGUGCUCGUGCGCGUGAUAUUUAUAUGACGAUAGCGUUAUCGUGACCGUGCAGUGAUGCGACAUGUAAAUCGGUCAGCCUUGGCAAGACAGCGUCGUUGUCACCAUCUUUUCUCUCGGUAAAUUACACUUCAACAAGGAAACCGCGAGCGUGUCAUCUCGCGAGUUAAUGAUGCUUUUCACGCGGUCUUUCGGACGACGCGCGCAUUUAAAACGUACAUGUGUCCUUGAGUGUUGGCAUACUCCUUUCCGCGUUAGAUGCUCACAGCGCAUUUCCAUGACCACUGGGAAGUGGGACGGCUCGGUUUGAAAACCAGGCUUGCGUUUUCCAGGGCAAUCCGACCAAUACCGCUUUUUCCACUGGCACAUUCGAUCCAGCCACGUGGGAGGUUUUCCAUCGGCUGCAGGAACUAAAUUAAACUAUUGUUUUUUUUAUUUUACCAGGUAAGGCCCGCUGAGCUACAGAGCUUUUUUUCAGAAGCGACCUGGCCACAAAUGAUAGCUCAACAAAGUGGCUCAUCAUCGUGUGGAAAGGUCGGGGUCAGCAGGGGGUGGGUAGUGGGGGAGGGCAGUUACUGUGCUAAGUGCUCGGUCCGUGCCAGCUUCGUGUCUCAUCAAGUGACGGUGUGUGGGACACGGAUCCCAGCGCGAUCCAGGGUCGUCCCUGCACCGGUUGGUCAUGGAAAGGUGGCGUCGGUAAUUAUGUGGUGUGUCGGUUCUCGUGUCGUCUUCAUCUGAUAUUUGGCGAGAAUCGGAUGAAGCAAAAUUACACUCAAAUAAAAAAAAAAACGCCUCAAUUGAAGUCCA